CAAAAUAAUACUGACACAUUAGAACUCAUCUGUUUCAUGUUCAGGAAUAUAGUUAUGAGCUACUUUACUAUACUACGUUUCAACCAAGCUACAACUUUAAAUAGAUAUUUGUUAGAAAAGUGUUUGAGGCAAUAUAUAAUAGUUCGUGCAAACGUAUAUUCCACUGGUAUUAAUAACAAUCAUCAAAAGUAUACCUGUAAAAAAGAACGUAUUGCUAGGAGAAAAGCAUUAAGAUCACGAAUACUUCAAGAUAUAAAGCAUACUAAACGAAAAGUAGAGGAAAUUAUAGAGAAGGAAAAUAUUUGGACAUUGCCAAAUUUACUUUGUAUGGGUAGGAUUGUAACAUCACCUUAUUUAAGUUACCUAAUUUUGUCACAGGAUUACGAGGUAGCACUGUGGCUAUUAAUAAUAGCAGGAUUCAGUGAUGUAGCAGAUGGAUGGAUCGCACGUACAUGGACAUCUCAAGCUUCAAAACUGGGUAGUUUCUUAGAUCCAUGUGCAGAUAAAUUACUUGUAGGUACAUUGUUCCUUUCACUGGCCUGGGUAGGAUUGGUUCCUAUUCCUCUGACGUGUCUUGUUGUUGUGAGGGAUGUUGCCUUGGUUUCUGCUGCUUCAUACAUCAGAUACCGAUCUUUACCCCCACCAAAAACCCUGGCAAGGUAUUUUGAUCCUACACAUGCAACUGCACAGUUGGCCCCAACGUACAUAAGUAAAAUCAAUACUGGUAUUCAGUUAUCUUUUGUUGCUGGAACAUUGGCUGCUCCUAUAUUUCACUUUGUAAAUCAUCCGAUUCUAGAGGGUCUGUGUUAUGUCACAGCAUUAACAACAUUAGCAGGUGGUAUAAGUUACUUGAUAUCAAAGAAUACAUAUAAAUUAUUAAGUAAGAAGACUCCCACAAAGCCAUCACAAUAGGCGCAUCCUGUAUAUUAUUAAUGAUCAAGCUCAAAAACAUACAGCAUUAUCAUUCUUUACAAAUUUAUUACUUUCUCUCUAC
Molecule: messenger RNA, 994 nt
Organism: Dufourea novaeangliae
Lineage: Eukaryota; Metazoa; Arthropoda; Insecta; Hymenoptera; Halictidae
Gene: CLS
Product: probable cardiolipin synthase (CMP-forming)
Exons: 4
Coding region: 37-912 (291 amino acids)
Biological process (GO): cardiolipin biosynthetic process
Cellular component (GO): mitochondrion; membrane
Molecular function (GO): cardiolipin synthase activity
Source: RefSeq, a predicted model, not a curated record